Molecule: messenger RNA, 2340 nt
Organism: Cryptomeria japonica (Japanese cedar)
Lineage: Eukaryota; Viridiplantae; Streptophyta; Pinopsida; Cupressales; Cupressaceae
Product: cold-responsive protein kinase 1
Exons: 8
Coding region: 435-1589 (384 amino acids)
Biological process (GO): protein phosphorylation
Molecular function (GO): protein kinase activity; ATP binding
Source: RefSeq, a predicted model, not a curated record
UUAUAAAUUUUUUAACAAGUUGGAGACUUUUGCCAGAUUUCUGUAUGUUCAAGAACUUCAGCAUCGUUUUCACUUACAGCAGCUCUCCCAUCUACGUGCCCAUGAUAUGUUGUUCUUCAUAUCCUUAUCUAUGGUGAGGGCAUUGACAAAGUCCCUGCCUUGAACUUUUCCUCCUUUAUUGUAAUAAAUCUUCUGAAGAUCUCUAUCCGCGUAAUUUAUCGACAAAAAAUUCAAUUUGGAAGAUGACUGCUAAAAACGACAGAGGCUCCAUCUCCAUUGAUAUUGUUGGAAAACCGGUUAGGGUUCGAACAUAGGAGCUCCCCAGAUUCAAUUGUAGCUGGACUGCUUGGUUGUCCUUCUGACAACCCCUAAAACUGCACAGCUCCUUCGAUUUAAUGAUAUUUAGAACAACAUAGUUCCUAGUGAGUAAAAGGAUGUUUGGAGAUAUGUUUGCAUCUUUGAAUUGUUUUGGUUCAAUUUUCAGAAGGGAUAAACAAUCCCAAAAUAGAAAAGAAGAGCUCUCUAUCAUUAAAGGUGUUAACAUUUUCUCCUAUAAGGAUAUCAAAUUGGCAACAAGGAAUUUUCAUCCAGACAACAAGAUAGGUGCUGGCGGAUUUGGAACUGUGUACAAGGGAGUCUUGAAGGAUGGUACAGAGGUUGCAGUAAAGCAGCUUUCUGCUGAAUCGAGACAAGGUGUUCGCGAGUUUUUGACUGAGAUAGCUACAAUCUCUGCAAUCAAACAUGAACAUCUUGUCAUGCUACAUGGAUGUUGCAUAGAAGGAGAUCAUCGAAUUUUGGUGUAUGGAUACCUGGAGAAUAAUAGCAUUUCACAUGUCUUAUUUGGUUCCAGUAAUGGUGCAAUAAACCUGGAUUGGCAAACAAGGUCCAAAAUCUGCAUUGGAACUGCACGUGGUUUUGCAUAUCUUCAUGAGGAAGUUACACCUCACAUUGUGCACCGAGAUAUUAAAGCUAGCAACAUACUCCUUGAUGGGGAUCUCAAUCCUAAGAUUGCAGAUUUUGGUCUGGCUAAACUUUUUCCAGAUAAUAUAACACAUAUCAGCACACGAGUUGCCGGAACAAUUGGUUAUCUGGCUCCAGAGUACGCUAUGCGUGGACAAUUAACAAAAAAGGCAGAUGUCUAUAGCUUUGGGGUACUUGUACUUGAAAUUAUCAGUGGCAGAGGCAAUAUGAACACAAGCCUGCCAAUUGAAGAGCAAAUCCUUUUGGAAAUGACAUGGCGUUUAUAUGAGGAAAACAGAUUGCUAGAGUUGGUGGAUCCACGACUAAUGGACUACCCUGAGGAAGAAGCAUUGCGUUUCAUCAAGGUUGCUCUUUUGUGCACUCAAGCUACACCCAAAAUCAGGCCAACCAUGUCUCAAGUGGUAACAAUACUGUCAGAAGGGCAAACCCUUACUGAGACGCUUGCACGGCCUGGUUUCAUCUCAGACCUAACAGAUUUAAAAGUACGUCCAUCACAAAAGCCCUUGUCCCCGGUACAUGAUGGUGCAUCCACUUCCAAUUACUCAAGAGGUACAGCGACAUCCAUUUUUAGCAGUUCAGAUAUAUAUUCUGAGGUAUCAGCACGUUGAGGUAUGCAUGUUAUGCUGUGUCAAGCUGGCGAGCAAUUUUUUUUGAGGUUGAAGCCAUAAGAAAUCAAAUAUCUUUUUAGCUGGUGCGUGGUAUGCAUUCCACUGGGGUCAGUCAAACGGCAUUUGAAGCCCUUUUUAAAAUAACCCAAACCUUAGAUUAGUUUACUCCUUCAUAUGCUAGGGGGUUGUAUUUUAUCACAAGUAGAGUUAAUUCUUUUUCAGGGACGACUGCCUGAGCCCUGGGGAUUUGUUGUAUACUAUUCAUUCUUUGUUCUCGUUAAAGGCGGCAAUCCGAUUUGGACAGUAACUUUCUAUGUUGUACAAUUUUCAUAGUUAUAUUUCUUUGCCAUUCAAUGAGUUUUCAGCUCUGUUAUGCAGUCUAGAUGUGUAUAUGGGAUGUAGAAAUAUUGGACAAUUGCCAGUUGAGUUUUUGAGAUGGGUUACUUUUUGAGGGGGAAGAGUUACCAAGGGAUGCAAUGAGGAUUUUGUAUAUUGAUAGUGAGAAUAUCAAUGUAACACCAGAUUCUGGUGGACAAAUGUUGUGGCAAGAGUUUUUUUAUAGGAAAAACAUCUAUAUGUCAUUAUAGGUGGAAGGGCUCUUUACAAAAGAAUCAUAUGACACUGUAACUAAUUGAGGACACUAAAGAUUGUGGCCCAAGCUUUUCAUCAAGCUAAGGCUAUUGACCAUCAGACUUGACCAAAUGUUGUAUGUCUUCUUUCUUAACUAAAGAAUCGGUUUUCUUCCUUUUUC